Molecule: messenger RNA, 1931 nt
Organism: Solanum dulcamara
Lineage: Eukaryota; Viridiplantae; Streptophyta; Magnoliopsida; Solanales; Solanaceae
Product: gibberellin receptor GID1B-like
Exons: 2
Coding region: 425-1462 (345 amino acids)
Biological process (GO): raffinose family oligosaccharide biosynthetic process; positive regulation of gibberellic acid mediated signaling pathway; floral organ morphogenesis
Cellular component (GO): cytoplasm; nucleus
Molecular function (GO): hydrolase activity; gibberellin binding
Source: RefSeq, a predicted model, not a curated record
CCGUGAAUUCUUAAUGACGCUGGCUCUCUCUCUCUCUCUCUCAUCCCUCUUCUUCUAUUUCUUCACUAUUCUUGUCGUCUUUAUUUCUCCCCUUUCUCUGUCUUUAGUACCUAUUUCACUCUCUGUGUUUGUGAGUUCUCCACGCUUUUAAAGUUUUAAUUUUGGGGCUAAUAGUCUCUCUCUCUAUCUCUUCCCUUCUCCUUAAUCCCCCAAACGUUUCUGCUCUGUUCUUUUCUUGGGACACUGUUGUUGUUGUUUCAGAAGUGUCUCUUCUUGUUUUAAUUAAGGAAUCAAAUUUCCUUCUUUGGACCAUUGGUCUUGUCAUUAUGAACACUCAUACACUUAUAUUCUUCAAGAUCACUGCACCCUUUUAAGUUUCUUCUCCAAAGUUUGAAUCUUUAAUCAGUAGUAAUAAUAGUUAGUCAUGGUGGGCAAUAACGACAUCAACGCUAGUGAAUCUAAGAGGGUGGUUCCACUUAAUACAUGGAUUCUUAUAUCCAAUUUCAAACUGGCUUACAACAUGCUUAGACGGUCUGAUGGUACAUUUAACCGCGAUUUAGCUGAGUUCUUGGAACGGAAAGUACCUGCAAAUUCAAUUCCAGUUGAUGGUGUUUACUCAUUUGAUGUGGUUGAUCGCUCUACAAGCUUGCUUAACCGUGUCUAUAAACCUGCCCCGAAAAAUGAGUCUGAUUGGGGUAAAAUUGAGCUUGAUAAACCUUUGAGUACUACAGAAAUUGUUCCUGUUAUUAUUUUCUACCAUGGUGGAAGUUUUACUCAUUCAUCAGCUAAUAGUGCUAUAUAUGACACAUUUUGUCGUCGCCUUGUUAGCAUUUGCAAGGCUGUUGUUGUAUCUGUGAAUUAUCGACGAUCACCUGAGAAUCGUUAUCCUUGUGCUUAUGAUGAUGGAUGGGCUGCUCUUAAAUGGGUCCAAUCUAGGCCAUGGCUUCAAAGUGGAAAGGAUUUAAAAGUUCAUGUAUAUAUGGCUGGUGAUAGUUCUGGUGGUAAUAUUGCUCAUCAUGUUGCUGUUCAGGCUGCUGAAUCCGGCGUCGAAGUAUUAGGAAAUAUCCUUCUUCAUCCAAUGUUUGGUGGGCAAAAACGGACCGAAUCAGAGAGUAGAUUGGAUGGGAAAUACUUUGUAACAGUUCAAGAUAGGGAUUGGUACUGGAGGGCAUAUCUACCAGAAGGGGAAGAUAGGGACCAUCCAGCUUGUAAUAUAUUUGGCCCUAGAGGUACAACUCUUGAAGGACUUAACUUUCCAAAGAGUUUAGUCGUUGUAGCCGGGUUGGAUCUUGUUCAAGAUUGGCAAUUGACUUAUGUUGAAGGGUUACGAAAAUCAGGGCACCAAGUGAAUCUAUUAUAUCUAAAGCAGGCAACAAUAGGUUUCUAUUUCUUGCCUAAUAACGAUCAUUUUCGUUGCCUAAUGGAGGAGAUAACAAGCUUCAUCCAUCCUAACCAUUCAUAGACUUAACUUCAACUACAGGCAGCUAUCUAUAUAUAACAGAAGCUUGACAUCUCACUCGAUCGGAUUAUUUUUUCCCUCCUCUGUAGUGAAUAUAAUGGUGUGUAGUUAGUUAUAUAUAUAUAUAUAUAUGAUUUGUGUAGAAUUGCUUCUCAGUGUUACUUGUCAACAUAGUACAUUGUUGAUAAGAGUGUUCACCCUAGUGGUUGUCAUCCAGCAUUUGAAGACUACUAAGUAUCUCGUCGGCCUUUCAGGUGGGUGCCUGAGAUAUGUUACUUGUCGAAUUGUCUCCAGGUAUGUAAGGAGGAUGUAGUAUUGAUAAGAGAGUAAUUUUCUGGUAGUGUCUCUGUUGUUACUGCCACUAAAAGAAACUAAUUUCAGAACAUGGAUUGGAAAAUUCAUGAUGUUGUGGUCUUACUUUGUAUGUUAUAGUUGUGGUUCAGAAAAUAUACAUAAGAUUUUGUUUUGUUAA